AUGGGCGGAGUAGAAAAUCUAGAUCACGAAGAUGAGGCACUGCGAAGAGCUAUCUUAGAGUCAUUACAGAAUCUAAAUGUUGGCGAAACUCAACCGCUGCCGACGAAGAAACCUUCAGUCCCUUCAAAAGCACAUCAUAAGAGUAAAGACAGGAAAAAUAAAGAUAAAAAGAGCAAGAAGAAAGAUGCUAAAAAGAGCGAUAAAUCGUCGUCUAACAAGAAGAAAUCCAGCAAGAAGAAAAAAGACUCCUCAAAGAAAACAAAAGACCUGCCGAAGCCCUCCACUGUUGCAAACGCUAGCGAAGCUAAUAAUGAUGCGGACCUUUUGAAUUUUGAAGACGUGAUUAAGGGAUUCAUGGAACAAAGUUCUCAUGAUGACCGCUCACCACCUCGUAGAACGAGCGGAGAUCAAAAUGGUUCGAACGGUAAUGAUGCGAAUGAUGCAGAAACUCAGGCACUUGUUGAAGCCACUCUACGUGCAUUCGAAAAUGAGCUCUUGUCGAGUUCAAAAGCUGCACCUAGCACAAAGCACAAGAGUACCCAUAAAAGCACUUCAACAAGAAGUAAGGCUGCCCCUACAAUGGCCAAGCCAUCUGAAAACAUAAUUCCUAUUUCACAGUCCCUACCAGUAGCAAAGACUAAGAAGACUAAAUCGAGUGAUCAUUCCAAGAAGAAGAAAAGCCUCAAGAAGAGUAACCGAUCAAAAGGUGAUUAUAACGAGGACGAUUUUUCGAAGGCUUUGGCAGAGAUGGUUAAUCAGGUUGUUAAUACAUCACUCUCAGACCUUCAACCUUCUGUUCCAGCAUAUCCUGACCUCGACAGUCGUAUCGUUCCCAUAACCCAGGAAUUGACAAACGCGCCUGCUUCGCAACUUGACAGUAUUCCGGCCUCAGCUUCUGACGUUCCGAUUGAGAACAUUGACACGGAUAGACCAAUCACACCCUCUAGGUUACAGAAGUCCACUACAUUUGGAUCCGAAGCUUUCGAUCCUUCAAAGGAGCUGCCCAGUACCAAGAGCACCGGAUCGAGUCAGCUACCACAAGAGCUACAAAGUUUUCAAAUUCCUGAUUUUCCAAGAUCGGCUCAAACCAAUGAACACUAUUCUGAUUUUCAAUUUCCUGAGAAGUCCACCGAUCCCAUGCCAGGGGCCGCGGAUGUUGACCCGCUCCUGUCUUUUCCUGAUGCCAAGCAGAGCUCUUCUGCUGAGGGUGUUGCUGAAACUAACGACAGCUUUGACUUAAAUCAAAUUAUGCAAAACGCUAUGGCGAUGGCCUUUCAGGGCCAAAUUGGUCAUCAAAUUAGCCAGUCUGCUCUCGAUGAUUUCAAUCAACAACUGCAAGGCUACAACGUGUCACAGCUAAUAGAAGGGACAGUUGGACCGACAAAAGCCAAAAAAAAGUCAUCCAAGAGGAAAUCGACUGGGGAAAAGAAGUCAAAGAGUUCCAAAGCCAAAGCUCUGAAUGGCAAGACUUCGUUAGAGAAGGUUCCCUCAGCGGUGCCAGUCAUUAAAUAUCCAAAAGUCAAGACUGUAAAAUCUAAGGAAACCAAAACUAAAUCUUUGAAGCCCAAAAUCAUCAAGACUAAAGCUCCAGAGACCAAAGCUAAGUCACUGAAGAAGACAAAAAGCAAGAAAAAGAAAGGAAUCUCGAGUCAGGAACUGAGUGCCGCUUUGCAUGCUAGUGCUGGCUCCAUACCGGAGCUUAUCGAGGAACUGCCGAAGGUUCUCGAUCUGCAUGGCCUUAGGAAACCUGGCCGACCCAGAAAAACUCCAACUCCCACUCCUGUUUCUAAUAAGUAUUGGAAGAAAAGGUACAAACUCGCUGCAGUAGCUGCAGCAGCAAAGGCUAGACGGCAAAGAAUGGAUAGAAACAAAGCACAAAGAAGCAAGGUUAAGGAGGAGCGUCACGCAAGGCGCCAAGAGAGACAUUUGAAGAAAGAAAUCGGCAAGUUGAAAGAAGAAGAGGAGAGAAAGGAGCUGGAAAUUAUAGUUGCGAAAGGUCCCCCAUACCCUCCAGAUUUACGUAUGACUAAAAAAGGGACCCCAAAAAAACCCUAUCGCCGGUAUACGGCAGAUGAAAUGAAGAGGCGUGAGCUAAUGCCCACAGGGCAUACUAACAGUAGGAUUAAAGAGGAAGUUCAGGAAAUGCCACACAAAGAGCUGACGGCGCUUUCUGCCUUGAAACAAAUUCCGUUAUUCAAUUUUGCUAGAGAUGAAGGCUCCACGAAGCUAAGAAGUAGGUUGAACGAUAUCGACGGAACGAUAGCCCAAAUUCCUUUAACGGUGAUUCCAAAACUGAAAGAAGAAGGAGUAGAAUAUCAUCAUCACCAUCGGCGGAUGAUAAAAUCAGAACGCACUGUAGAGCAAAUUGCAGCUGAUAUUCUUUCAGUAAAACAGAAAAGGCGCAAGCAUGGUAAGACAGACGAAUUUGAUCCAAGCCAGAAGACAGUCGUGCACCGCGAAAAGACAAUUUUUCAUCCUCCAUGGAUGAUUCCGGACCGUCCACCAAUCGCUUUGCCCAUUGCGCGUAGGAGAAAAAGGAAUAGAACGAGGGCAGAACGCGUCAAAAAACCACAACUAGAUCGAGGCAAUGGCUUGAGUAGUUCCGCAGCCACUUUUGUCUCUGGGAACAAGAUAAUACCAGCGUCUCUAUUCCCGAUUAUAAACACUUUAAAAGCGGCAGCGAGGGCUAAGGCAGCUGCAGGAGCCACUCCUCAGGAAGCGAGCAAGCAACUGGGUGUAAUGCUCCGCAACGCAAGACAGACAAUAGCUCAAACACUAGCCAAGGGAAGAAGCCAAAGUGGAAGAAAUUAUGGGAUAAUAAAAACUAUUGAUGAUAUAAAACGUUCUCAACCGAGCAAGGUGCAGCAGACGAUGCGGAGGCAGCCUAUUUUCAGCUUAAGCACCAUCAAAGCGAUUGAGGACCAGGAGGAAAAUUCAGCCAAUUUGGCUACAAACCAGCGUCGAGAUGACGAGGAGCAGAGAAAGCAAGGAGAUAAAGAUAAGUUGACGACAUCAUCCUCCAAAGUCAUUGCAAGCCAAGAUCAAGAAGGCCCCAACAUGUCUAGAUCACUGAUAGCUUUACCAAAGCGGCUGACUUCGGAUGAUACUCACGCAUCAGAUAGUCCUGAAAGGGAAAGGAAAGAAGGUAUAAGCACGAAAGUCGCUGCCACAACGCAGGUAUCAACAGUUGACCACUUUCAGCGCGACAAAGACAUUCAAACGGAAGAUGGCAAGCAAAGUAAUAGAAACGACACACAGCUUAAUAAUUCAGAGGGCGGAGACGAUCAAGUUGAUGCGAAUAUCACCAUAAAAGAAUUGCCAGUGGAAGAAAUCUCGGAUCAACACGCCCAACCGCCAUUAAAAAAACUCAAAGUUGCCACAAACAUCAAACUGGAAGAAGCAAUUAGGAUCCCCCCGAAAGAAGUUUCGAAUUCAAAUCUGUCAAAAGAGUUGCACUUCGCUACAGAUGAACUUCCUCCUGAAGUAAGAGCUGAAUUGACUAGAGCAAUAAAUGACAUAAUGAAACCUCAGGAAAAUCCACGCAAAAAGUACACAAAGAGAUCAACACCAGUCUUGAACCUCGAAGGUCUAGUGCCUCCCAGACCUGUUUCAAAAAUCGAACCUUUGAUUCCGAAGUCUGAAGCGCAGGCAGUUAAAAAGGAACAUCGUGCUGGCACGAACUUAACUCCCAAAAGCUCAGAGUCUCCAAUAUUGUCUAUUGGAAAGACAGAAACUCGCGCCAGAACUUCAGGAAGCAAGGCAGGCUCCGCGAAGCCUGCGCCUGGGUUUGAAGCCAAGUUUGAAUUCAGCAUCCCAACGAAAAACAUCAAAGGGGAAUCUCUACCAGUUAUUCCUAUUCUAAGAAGAGCUAAGAGUUACCUGAAUGCUGAAGAAUUAACCAAAUUGAAAAAGAGCAUGACAAAUGAGCGCAAGAGAAAAUGGCGUGAGGCGAACGCAAGUAAAAAUAAAGACCACGAUUUGCGGGCACGCCUGAGAAAAAGGGCAAACGCUCUGUUUGGCGACUGUGAAUCUGCAGCUAAAUCUGACUGGUUUACCCAGGAAUAUGCAAAGCGCUCCGUAAAGAUAGAGGCUGAACCGGAAAAGGGCUCUCAGGAACCAAUACAGGAAUUGAUUACUAGCAUCUCAGAUUUAGAGAUCUUGAACAUGAUUGCCUGCCUUUUCGAUAAAGAAAACGUAUCUCGUGCGAUUGAGAAAGAAAUUAACGAUGAGGCGAACAUGCUCAGACCCAGCAAAAAACCCUCAAAAAAGAAGGCAGGAGCACCUCCACAGAAGCCAGUGAAAAUAGAUACCACUGCCUCCGCAGCUGAUGAUGCGCAGCCUUCAAGUGCUCUGAGGAGUACGGGCCACGAUUUGAUGGAAGCCUCAAGUGAAUUAAUUGACCCAAUCUUCGCUCAGAUUGGGAAGCGCACAAGAGAUGAAAAACAAGAUUCUGAAGCAAAAGACAGCAAGCGUGCCAAGACUCAUAAAGUAUUGAAAGAAAAUUUACUGAAGAGACCUACUUAUCUAAACUCAGAGAACAAUGAAGAACCUUGA
Messenger RNA from Lachancea nothofagi CBS 11611, 4554 nucleotides. NCBI's taxonomy places the organism in Eukaryota, Fungi, Ascomycota, Saccharomycetes, Saccharomycetales, Saccharomycetaceae. The record is from the annotation of a GenBank genome assembly.